Stegostoma tigrinum is the source of this 7446-nucleotide messenger RNA. Its product is annotated as glypican-5-like. Gene Ontology annotation, biological process: regulation of protein localization to membrane; cell migration; positive regulation of canonical Wnt signaling pathway. Bases 311 to 2161 code for a protein of 616 amino acids. The transcript has 9 exons. The record is from RefSeq and is a predicted model, not a curated record. Lineage: Eukaryota; Metazoa; Chordata; Chondrichthyes; Orectolobiformes; Stegostomatidae. Gene Ontology annotation, cellular component: cell surface; extracellular region; plasma membrane.
UGUAACAGGGCUAAGAAUAGCGAGCCAAUGGGCGAAACGUUUGCUGCAAGAGGCCGAUUCCCCAAGCUCAGGGGACUAGAUAGAGGCAAAAUGAGUUCCAACCCCCCCGUCUCCUGGUCCAACGCAGGAGGGAGCAGCUCGUACACCACACCACACAGUGUGCAACUCAGGAGAUACCAGGCAUAAGCCACUGAACUUCUCAAAACAAAAAAAAGUUUUGUUUGGAAGUGAGAGAGAAACGAACACGUUUUCUCUUUUUACUGUUGCCUUGAGUCAGAGAAAGAGAGAGGCAAAGUGUAGUGUGUUGUGUAUGUGUAUCCCUGUACCUGCCGGGAUGGAAAACAGCCUGAAACGCCUGGAGUGGGUCGUGCCUCUGUCCUUGCUACUCGGUGGUCUGAGUGGGGUCCACCUGAGAAGUCCGAGUUGUCACGAAGUGAGGACCGCUUUCCAGUUCCGUCAGAUCGGCCCCCUGAAAUUUGUGCCGGAUUUUCCCAGGAAAGAUGCAAAUUUACAGAUCUGCACGUACGAUGGGCCAACCUGUUGCACAAAGAGAAUGGAGGAGAAGUAUCAAGCAGUUGUUCGGAGAGAGGUCCUGCAGAGCAUCCAUUUCUUGACCUAUGAACUGAAAUACAGGAUUGAGAGGAAUGGCGAGGCUUUCCAAGAGGCUUUUAUAUCCUUGAUUCACAUUGCCAGCAAUCACACCAACUUCAUGUUCAAGACAGGGUACCGGACAAUGGCAGAGGAGGCUACAGAGGUGGUGAAGGGGCUAUUUACUGACAUAUCACUCUAUGUCCUGGAUAUGAGCUGGAGCAUUGAGGACAUAGUCCUGGGUUUCUUUGACAGCCUUUUCCCUUUGGUUUACAAUCGGCUGAUACACCCUGGACUAAGUGAGGUCUCUCUGGAUUAUUUAGAGUGCCUACGGUCAGCCAGACAGGAUAUUAACCCCUUUGGAACCUACCCUAUGAAGAUGGUAACUGAGGUGGCAGAACCUCUGCAGGCAAUGAAGAUUCUCCUCCAAGUCCUGAACAUAGGCAGCGAGGUGAUAAAUAUGACCAAGAGCAUUGUUCUCACCCGGGAGUGUACUAGAGCCCUAGUGAAGAUGCAAUAUUGCUCUCACUGCCAUGGCCUUACUCUGAUCAAACCUUGUGGUGCUUAUUGUCUGAAUGUGAUGCGGGGAUGCCUGGCCAAUGUCGCUGAUGUUGACCCUCACUGGCAGGCCUACAUUUCGAACCUAAACGAGCUGACCGGGAUCAUUACAGGACCACGAGGUGUGGAGCGUGCUCUACUGGGAGUGGCACCACUGGUUAAUGAAGCUAUUUUGCAUGCUCAGCUGAAUGGACCUGAGAUUUCUACUACAGUGAGUAAGGUUUGUGAUCAGCCCCAAGAGCGAGCAAUAACUACAUCACAGGAAAACAUCGCACGGAUCCCAGUCAUGCCCAGCCUCAAGCCCCAGGCUGUGACCCCGUUUGCUAACCUGAUCCAGAGAAGAAGCUCCCUGCCUCUGAAAGAAGUAAAGACUGAUAGGCCUAGGACAAUGAAAAAGAACACUCGGGAUUUCAUGAACUACAUCCGACGGUAUAGGACCUUUUAUGCUUCUAUAGCAGAGCAGAUCUGUGCAGGAGAUCUCCGGCCUCAUGACAGCUCAACCUGCUGGAAUGGGGGAAAUGUUGUGGAAAGUUACACAAACAGGGUAGUCGGGAAUGGAUUGAAGGAACAAGCGAACAACCCGGAAGUGAAAGUCCGGGGACCUGACGCUAUGGUGAAGAAAGUCAUCGACAAGCUCAUGCAAAUCGAUAAGAUGUUGCACAGCAAAAGGACCAGGCAGUCAGGGCAGUGGCCCUCAAGAGAACCCGGCAGUGGUGAUGACAGGGAAGAAGACUCUGAAUCGAGCGGAGACUGUGAUGAUGAAGAUGGAUGCACGGGAUCUGGAAGCGGAGAAGUGGUCCGUAAGGAGAAUACAUAUGUACAAGAAGAGCAAUGGUCGAAGAACCAGAUUUUCCCAGGGGUGGCCCCCACACUGAAGGGAGCAAAGGUGGCCCCUCCAAGCUCCACCCCCAGCAGCACAACUCAGAGCAAGCCAGGAGCGGCAGCCAAUCAUUAUAGCCUGUCCUCAGUCACCACGGUCACGAUGCUGGGGCUGCUGUGUCAUUGGCUGUUAUAGUUAAUAAUGCAUUGUAGGUGCCCUUGCCUGUUUUUAUUUAUCCAGUAUUACAACUAUCACACAGCUUCUUUUUUUUGUUGGAGGCCAAGUGGUGCUUUAGGAUCUGUGUUCUUGUAAUAUAGAUGAAAGCUGCAAUAUACUAUCGCAAACUGUUGGUCUGAAAGGGUUUUGUAUAAGCAAAAUGUAUCAUGUGAAAAAUGUACAUAGUUUGUAUAAAAGAAAGCAGUAGAUUUAAUCAAGGUAAAGGAAGUGCCCAGGAUACAAAUAGACAAUCUCUUUGAGUGGGAAUUCAGACACUGAGACCUAAUAGAGCUUCUUGAUUUUUGCAGCCUGCUCCAUUUAGUUGCCUGACUAACUCUCAGGAUUUAUUGAUUUGACUCCCUUGAUGUGUAGGGGCACCCUGACCAUGUAUUAUAUGCCCCAAUAUUUGUCUUCCCUGCCAGGGUAGCCAUCUGGAGUAUCAUUAUCUCUAAUCUUAGUUAAUAAACAGAGGUGCUGCUGUAAAAUGUAUGCACGUAUGCAGCCGUGAGGGCGUGCUUAUCCAGCAAAAACUGAAUGGAUUGAGAUCAUAGUCAUAGAGAGAUAUACAGCUUGGAGACAGGCCUUCAGCCCAACUUGUCCAUGCUGACGAGCUUCAGUUUCCAAAACUGAACUAGUCCCAUUUGGCCUGCAUCCCUCUGAACUUUCCCUAUCCACAUACCUGUCUAGAUGCCUUUUAAAUGUUGUAAAUGUCCCAGCCUCUACCGCAUCCUCUGGGAGCUCAUUCCAUACAUGCACCACCCUCUGUAUGAAAAUGUUGCUCCUCAGGUCCCUUCUAAAUCCUUCCCCUCUCAUCUUAAAACUAUGUCUUCUAAUUUUGGGCUCCUCUAUUCUGGGAAGAGAUGUUGGCUAAUCUUGACAUUUUAAGAAGGACCGCCUGAACCAAAUGAUUGGAAUGGGUGGGCCGAGGAUAUGGGAGGUUGGCAGGAUGGCGCUAUGGGAUGUUGUCAUCGUGAACUGUGAUUUCUCUUUGCUGUCCUACCACGAAGAUCGGAGUCACAGUGACUUAUGCUGAAUGUAUUUACUGAAUGCCAUCUUAACCUCUCCCAUAGAAUGUCACAUCAAUACUCAGGGCUGAGGAGUGGAAAACGUGAGGAGAGUCCGUCCCUUUAGUGACAUGUUUACUUUUUGGAAAUGGCUUCAUUUAUGUACAUUGAUGUUUUAAAUGCUUGUUCAGUUUGUCCGUCAAAUUUCGUGAAAACCUGGGGUUCACUGGAUUUGGGAUCUUGUGAUGAACAUGGUUAGGUAUAUCCACUUGAAGGGUAUUUCUGCAGAAUGCAAUCAUUGGUUUUAUUUGUGACCCAAAUGUGUUCUCAAGGAAAAUGACGCUGAUUCGCUGUCCGUUAAACUGAAGAAUAGGGGAUGGUUAUAAUCCAGUGCGUUUUGACCCUUUGCUGUGCCAGCAGUUAUCCCUCAUCCAGCACCUCUCACAAUAUCCAGUCAUUUACCUCAUUAUAGUUGGUGUCUUGGUGCUGUGCUGCUGCCAGUGUUUGUUACAUUCUCACAUUCUCUGCCAGCAUGACAAAACUGGACAGCUCCUCAGGUCAUUCCAUCUAUCAUGCAAUCCUUCUCGCAGUUCCAGCACACCUGAAAAUCCAAACUUUACUGUCAACGAAUCCCAGCUGGAAUUUUGUCUAUGUGGUAUUGAGCCAUCUGUGCCUUUCUCAGGUGAAAAGUCUUUUGACACAUUUUAGGAGACAAACGGAUCAGGGAAGUCCUUGCCACAGGGCCUUGACCUAAUGCUUGUCCUUCGGUCAGCAUCAACAGAAGAUCAUUUGGCUGUUCACAACGGUGUAGCACAGGGCCCUUCAGCCUAACAAGACUGUGCCGACCCAUGACGUCUUUCUAAACUUUUACCUCUAUAGUGUCAGUAUCCUCCUAUUCAUUGUCUAUUCAUAUAUCUGCCAAGAUGCCUCCUAAACAUUGCUAUUAUAUCCAUCUCAACCACCUCCUCAGGCAGCACAUCCCAGGCCUUUAACUCCCUCCAUGUAAAAGAAAUGUGCCUCUCCCAUUUCCUUUAAACUCACCCCCUUUUAGUUAAAACCUGUGAGCCCUAGUAGCUGACAUUUCAACCUCAGGGAUAAAGAGCCUGUUUAUCGCUUUGCUUUUCAUGGGAUCUUGCUGUGCACUCAUUGGCUGUCCAGUCGCCUCAUCUUGCAAUGGAGACUGUGUUCAAAAGUGUCUUCCUUGACUGCAGUGCACUGUCAGAUGUCCCGAGGCCAUGAAAGGUGCAACAUAAAAGUAAGUUUCUUUUCUGUCUUCGAUUUAUCAUUUCUAUAUAUAGCCUAUUAUCUGGAAGACUGGGAGUUUACAUUUUAUAGGCUGUUAAAUCUUCAAAGAUGUAUGUCUUUUACCCAGCAACAUGUGUGCUGCAGAUGCUGGUGAGACAGCCAGCAGGCCUUUUCUCUGCUUGCAACAUAUACGUGUCUUCCUCCCACUCCACCCACGGCUCUCCACAGCCUUAUUCCAGCUGCCACCUCCAUGAUUCUGCCAUUUACCUCCAGCAGGAAGUGCAUUCAGAACAAGUCACUUGCCCCCAAUUCCCCCAUGAGGAAGAGAUCAAACCUCCACCUCAUGUUUGGAGAGUGCCAAUGAUUCGCCAGGUAUUGGUGCUCUCAGUUUAUUGCAUUAUCCAUUUGCAUCCUUUAAAAAAAGCAAGGCAGGUUUUGCUUUACUUCAGAAAUGGACUUCUUUGUUGGCUAGGGUUCAGCAAAAACACUUAGACCGCGCUCCACACGCAGUGUUCAAGCAGUUGCUGUUACACCACUGGGUUUUUUUGAUGUGUAACUUCAUUCUUUAUAGGAACACUUCUUCAGAGCAGCACAUCAGUCUCAUUCUGCGAGGCAACUUUAACCAUCCCUCCUCCCUCUUUAUUGGUUCAGCACCCAUAACAAGGGGAUGCGCUGGUGGCGAUGAUUUCAGUCAGUCGCUAAUGUGGGUGAAUUUAAAUUGCCAGCAGAGCUGAUCUAAUGAGCCUACCCUCUGUAUGUAUGGAGGCUCAUUGAUGGGAGGUGGCCCCUCACUCAGAGCCACCAAUUCUAACGAGGAGCACUGUGUCUUGCUGAAGUAGUGAGCCAUGUAACACUAGGUUAUAGUCCAACAGGUUUAUUUGAAAUCACAAACUUUUGGAGCAGAGCCACUUCAUUAAGUGGAAUGAGAGACGAAAGCACAUGGACACUGAAUUUAUAGGCAGAGAGAUCAAGGGCAGAGAGAUCAAUAGCUCAUACAAACAGUGUGAGCAGAGUGUCAAAUAAUAAGGAAGGGUCACUGGACCCGAAAUGUUAGCUCUGAACUUUUUUCUUCACAGAUGCUGCCAGACCCGCUGAGCUUUUCCAGCAACUUCUGUUGUUUCUGAUUUACAGCACCCGCAGUUCUUUCGGUUUUUAUUUAGUAUUUAAAUCACUGCCACAUCUCUUCCAGGCAAGCCCACCUUGAAGAGGUUCUGCUCCUGUCUCUGAUGGGAUUUCCGUUCCUAUCUUUCUUCUUGCCCACUGACAUUAAUUUCACUGUAACUCCUGGUGUUUGACCAGGUAUUUGCUAAAACUCCUUUCCGCAGCCAUAUCAGGGUUCUGAGGAAAGGUCGCAUUAAUUCUGAUAUUUUCUUGACAGAUGCUGCCAGACCUGCUGAGCUUUACCAGCGACUUCUGGUUUCAUUGUUGUUGUUGUUGUGACAAAUAAUAAAUCUUUGCAGUUGACCAAGAGAGUCAGAUGGUGUGAGUAAAGUGCCAACAGCUGAAUAAUGACCGAAGGGACGGCCUAUAAUCUGACUAAAUGUGCCAACAAAUUAAUAAUAAAAUGGUGCUGGAGAUAAACCAAAUGACUGGAAAUAAUGUGAUAGAUAUAAGAAUCGCGUGCUGAGGCCUACUCAAGGUAGUGAGUAAUCAAAAACUGUACAAACUAAUUAAGGUAGAGAGAUCAUAACAAUUUAUCAAGGUGAUGGUGUCAAAACAGGACAUUAAGGGGGAUUUUACAGAUACAGAACAGUGUGGUGGUGUCAUAUGUAGCAUAAUAUGACCCUAAGAUCACAGCUGAGUCCCUCUCCAUGGGUACAGAAAUUGGCUAUCAGUUUCUGCUCAGUGAUUCUGCGUUGCCGUGUAUGUCAAAGCCUGCCUUGGAGGAAGCUUACCCAAAGUUGGGAGGCUGAAUGCCCUUGACCGCUGAAGUGUUCCCCUACUGGGAGGGAACAUUCCUGUCUGGCAAACUAUUCCAGUCACUUAAUUGGUCUCCAGCACCACCUUAUUUUUAAUAUUUUGUAAUUAUCUCUCUGCCUUAAUUACUCGGAUUAUAGGCCAUUCCUUCACUUGUUAUUCAGCUGCUGACACUUUACUCACACUGUCUGACACUUCUCUGGCCACCAGCAGAGACUUAUCAUCUGACACUCCACUCACACCAGUUGUACGAUCUUUCGAUCUGUCUACCCAUAAACUCUGUGUCCGUGUGCUUUUGUCUUACUUCACCUGACGAAGAGGCUGCACUCCGAAAGCUCGUGAUUUCAAAUAAACCUAUUGGAUUAUAACCUGGUGUCGAGUAGCUUGUGCCUUUAUCCACCCCAGUCUAACACCAGCACCUCCAAACCUUGUUGAAGUAGACUUCCCCUUAAAAAUCUACUUUAUUGAAGUAACUAUAAAUGAUGCAUCCAGCUUUAGUCAAAAGUUCGCUGAUAAUAGCUCGCAACAUCUCAUGACUGAUCUUAUGUUCUCUCAGAGCUUUUUCGAUGAAGGGUGUAGGCCCGAAACGUCAGCUUUCCUGCUCCUCUGAUGCUGCUUGGCCUGCUGUGUUCAUCCAGCUCUACACUUUGUUAUCUCGGAUUCUCCAGCAUCUGCAGUUCCCAUUAUUUCUGACAUGUUCUCUCAAACCUGCUUGAGGGCACCGGAAACUACAUUCCAAUAUGCCAAUCUUCUCUCACCUUUACUUUCUAGACCAGCUCCCUAAGGUGCUAACUGUUGCUCAGUUGGUAGCACCUCUCCUUCCGAGUUAGAAGCUUAUGAGUUCACAUGCAACUCCACAGACUUACGCAAAUAAAAUUACAGUGCAAAGCUGAGGGAGAACUGCACCUUUGGAAAUACUGUAUAUCCAAUUGGGUGUUAAACUGACAUUCCCAUCUGCUGUCUCCAGUGGAUGUUAGGGCUGCGACAACCCCUUCAGAAGAAGAACAGGGAGAUUUUUUUUUCCCUGAUAGUAGGAACUGCAGAUGCCGGAGAAUCUGAGAUAACAAGGUGUAGAGCUGGAUGAACACAGCAGGCCAG